This is a messenger RNA of Nerophis lumbriciformis (worm pipefish), 7541 nucleotides long. RefSeq names its product solute carrier family 16 member 3b (gene slc16a3b). Gene Ontology annotation, molecular function: lactate:proton symporter activity. Lineage: Eukaryota; Metazoa; Chordata; Actinopteri; Syngnathiformes; Syngnathidae. Gene Ontology annotation, cellular component: basolateral plasma membrane. Gene Ontology annotation, biological process: transmembrane transport; monocarboxylic acid transport. The record is from RefSeq and is a predicted model, not a curated record.
UACAACUCCGAGUUAACCAACAUUGACGGAUGUCAAAAAUAUGAAAAAGGUCUUUUUUUUCAUAAGAAGAAAUUAAAUUAACGGAGGGAUUGAAAGGGUAUUUGUCAUGUGAAUCAAUGGAGGAGCGAAUGAAUUGCUCGGAAAAGCUUCAUUUUUGCCACUGACUUGAAACUGCUCAAACUGGUAACACCAUGGGAGGAGCAGUGGUGGACGACGGACCUACUGGGGUGAAGGCACCAGAUGGCGGAUGGGGCUGGGCGGUGUUGGUCGGCUGCUUUGUCAUCACAGGAUUCUCCUACGCGUUCCCCAAGGCUGUCAGCGUCUUCUUCAAGGAGCUGAUAAAAGAGUUCCAUGUUGGCUACAGUGACACGGCCUGGAUAUCAUCCAUACUGCUGGCAAUGCUCUACGGCACAGGUCCUCUCUGCAGUGUGUUGGUGAACAAGUUUGGCUGUCGACCUGUGAUGAUGGUUGGAGGGAUUUUCGCCUCACUGGGAAUGAUUCUGGCUUCUUUUGCAACCAGCAUUGUACACAUCUACCUUUCCGUCGGCGUUAUUACAGGUUUGGGCCUCUCUUUGAACUUCCAGCCAUCCCUAAUAAUGCUCAAUCGCUACUUCAGCGAGAAGCGACCUUUGGCCAACGGCCUGGCAGCGGCAGGCAGCCCCGUAGCUCUGUGUUCUCUCUCUCCACUGGGACAAGUUCUUCAGUACCAUUAUGGCUGGAGGGGUGGCUUUCUCAUCCUGGGAGGAAUACUUCUCAACUGCUGUGCCUGCGGUGCCCUCAUGAGGCCCCUUUUGCCACCAAAGAAACCCAGCAUGCUGGAGGAUGGCGAUAUCGCAGCCAUAGACAAGGAAAAUAAGUCCCAACCCAAGAAGAAACUGCUAGACUUCAGUGUGUUCAAAGACAGAGGAUUUGUCAUUUAUACUGUUGCCGCCUCCAUUAUGGUGCUGGGCUUGUUUGUGCCGCCUGUCUUCGUGGUCAACUAUGCUAAAGGACUCGGCUAUGAGGACACGGCUUCUGCUCUGCUGCUCACCAUCUUGGGAUUCGUAGAUAUGUUCGCCCGUCCCCUGUCGGGAAUCGUCGCAGGUCUGAAGUGGGUACGGCCAAGGUGCGUCUACCUGUUCAGUUUUGCUAUGCUCUUCAACGGAUGCACCGAUCUCAUUUGCUCACAGGCAAACACCUAUACAGGUCUGGUGGUCUUCUGCAUCUUUUUUGGCAUAUCGUACGGCAUGGUGGGAGCACUACAAUUCGAGGUCCUGAUGGCUAUCGUGGGGACGGAAAGGUUUUCUAGUGCUAUUGGUCUUGUGCUGAUGAUGGAAGCGAUGGCUGUGCUCGUGGGACCUCCUGGAGCAGGUCGCCUCUUGGAUGCUACACACCAGUACAUGUACGUAUUCCUGCUGGCGGGCUGCGAGGUCACGCUGUCAGCCAUUGUGAUUGCCGUGGGAAACUUCCUAUGCAUCAAAACUAGACAGGAAGAUCCUGCUCCGCUGGAAAUGGCGGCGACUGCUGCGAAGGAGGAGGGCCUCAGCAAGGAGACAAUUGAAGGCGAGCAGGGGGAAGAGGGAGUCGGCCAGUUGCCUAUGCUAGGGGACGUGGAGGAGUAAGGUGGUUGGGGUGGGGGAAGAUGGAGGAAGAAGGUCAGGUAAUAAGUAUUGGGGCAUCGUGAAGACAUGAUGAAGACAACAAGAGACAUAAGGUUAAUGAAGCGUACAUGCAUUAAAUACUUUCAUAUUGCUUAGGAGGAAAGUAGUAAUUGUUGUUGACUUAAACCACUGCAGUCACUUUAGUUUGAAUGCUUUUCUCUGCUGCCGACAUCACUUCAGGAACAUCAUUAUUUUCUUCCGAUCUAUUCCAAUGAAUUGUUUUACUUAAAAAAAUCCAUUUAACAUUUCACAGCCCAGAACCUCAAACUAACCAGUCUUGUGUAAAGUAAUCAAGCAACCAAAAAGUGAUAUAAAAAUACCUUCCGGGUAAAUUUCUUGUCACAAAAUGACUUACGUAAAAAUCUGAAAGUACUGUAGCUGCUAUUAGGGAUGUGAAUCUUAUGGCAACUCACGCUUCGAUUCGAUUCUUGCGGCGAUUAUUCGAUUCAGAAUCGAUUCUCGUUUCUCCCAAUAUAUUAUUUGGUAUAAAAAUGAUCAUAUUUCCAAAACAGGUUGUAGGUUUCUGCCGGGAACGUCUAGCAGAGUCUCCCGUCAGAGAGAGUUUCAAUUCCCACCUCCAAAAGGAGGCGCUGGACAUCGAGUCCGAGUGGACCAUGUUCCGUGCCUCUAUUGUCGAGGUGGCCAAUAGGAGCUGUGGCCGCCAGGUGGUUGGUGUCUGUUGUGGUGGUAAUCUCAGAACUGGUGAGGGAUGCAGUCAAGCUGAAGGAGUCCUGUUGAGUCUUUUUGGCUUAUGGGACCCCGGAGGGAGCGGACAAGUACCGACGACAGGCUAAGCGGCACACAGCUUUGGCGGUCGCAGAGGCAAAAACCUGGACAUGGGAGGAGUUCAAGGAAGCCAUGGAAAAUUACUUCUGGAUGUUUUCAAAGCGAUUGUGGACCACCAUCCGCCGCCUCCGGAGGGGGGAGCAGUGCACUGUCAACACCGUGUAUGGUGGGGAUGGUGUGCUGUUGAACUCGUCGCUGAAUGCUGUGGAUCGGUGGAGGGAAUACUUUGAAGACCUCCUCAAUCCCACCUACACGUUUUCCUAUGAGGAAGCAGUGCCUGGCGAAUCUGUGGUGGGGUCUCCUAUUUCUGGGGUUGAGGUUGCUGAGGUAGUUAAAGGCUCAUCGGUGGCAGGGCCCCCAGGUUGGAAGAGACCCACUCAGAGUUCCUUAAGGGUCUGGAUGCUGUGGGGCUGUCAUGGUUGACAAGACUCUGCAACAUUGCGUGGACAUCAGGGGGGGUGCAUAUGGAUUGGCAAACCAGGGUGGUUUGCCAAUCCAGAGGAACCGAAGUGUGUGUUCUAACUAUCGUGGGAUCACACUCCUUAGCCUUCCCGGUAAGGUCUAUUCAGGUGUACAGAGGGGAGGCUACACCGGAGAGUUGUGUUUUGUGGACUUGGAGAAGGCAUUCGAUCCUGUCCCUCAGGAAGUCCUGUGGGGAGUGCUCAGAGAGUGUGGGGUAUUGAACCGCCUGAUUGUGCCGGUCCGCUCCCUGUAUCAUCAGUGUUGUAGCUUGGUCUGCAUUGCCAGCAGUAAGCCAGACCUGUUUUCAGUGAGGGUUGGACUCCGCCAAGGCUGCCCUUUUUCACCGAUUCCGUUUACAACUUUUGUGGACAGAAUUUUGAGGCGCAGUCAGAGCAUUGAGGAGAUCCAGUUUGGUGGAUGUAGGAUCAGGUCUCUGCGUUUUGCUGAUGAUCCAGUCCUGGUGGCUUCAUCUGGCCAGGAUCUUCAGCUCUCACUGGAUCGGUUCGCAGAUGAGUGUAAAGCGCCUGGGAUGAGAAUCAGCACUUCCAAGUCCGAGUUGAUGAUUCCCGCCCCGAAAAGGGUGGAGUGUAAUCUCCGGAUUGGGGAGAAGAUCCUUCCCCAAGUAGAGGGGUUCAAUUACCUUGGAGUCUUAUUCACGAGUGAGGGAAGAGUGGAUUAUGAGAUCGACAGGCGGAUCGGUGCGGCGUCUGCCGUAAUGCGGACACUGCAUUGAUUCGUUGUGGUGAAGAAGGAGCUGAGCCGGAAGGCAAAGCUCUGAAUUUACCGGUCGAUAUACGUUCCCAUCCUCACCUAUGGUCAUGAGCUUUGGGUUAUGACCGAAAGGACAAGAUCACGGGUACAAGAGGUCAAAAUGAGUUUCCUCCGUUGAGUGGCGGGGCUCUCCCUUAGAGAUAGGGUGAAAAGUUAUGUCAUCCGAGAGGAGCUCAAAGUAAAGCCGCUGCUCCUCCACAUCGAGAGGAGCCAGAUGAGGUGGUUCGGGUAUUUGGUCAGGAUGCCCUCCGGACGCCUCCCUGGGGAGGUGUUUAGGGUGCGUCUGACCGGUAGCAGACCACGGGGAAGACCCAAGACACGUUGGAGAGACUAUGUCUCCCAGCUGGCCUGGGAACACCUCGGGAUCCCCUGGGAGAAGCUGGACGAAGUAGCUGAGGAGAGGGAAGUCUGUAACCUGACUCUCGCCAAACCCUUGUAGUUCGCUGAGCUCCACACAAGGAUCUGGGCUCGAGGGCAUUGCUAACUCCUUCAAGAUAGCAAAAAAAUAAUGAACCAAUCAGGAUCGCCGGGCGGGAUUUCAUAGAUGCGAUUGUUUUGAUUUGAUUCAAACAACAAUGGCGGCACGCAGCGAGGAGUCGUGUGCUGACAUUGAUUCUGCUAUUGCAACUGUUUUGUCGAAUCUAUCGAAUAUUAAUUAUUUAAAAGAUGAACAGAGAACUUUUCGCUCGGUGGUUAUCCAAAUGUCGGCUGUUCUGUUUUGGAUCUCAUCAGCGUCACGGGUUGAUUUGGAUGUGAGUGGUUGAAGUAGCACGUCCUUCAAGAUAACGGACAAGUGGUUUAUCCAAUCACAUACAAUGAUUUUUUUACAAGCCUUCUGAAAUACAUCUCCUAUUGAGAAGUGCCAGAUCCUUGUGUGGAGCUCAGGGAACUACAAGGAUCUGGCGAGAGUCAGGUUAGGAAGUCUGGGCUUCUCUGCUUAGGCCGCGACCUAACCUCAGAUAAGCAGAAGAAGUUGGAUGGAUAAAUGGAUAGGUAUAGUUUACAAAAGAUCCUCUUGGCUGCUGACGUGAAAUAUACGAGCACUGAAAAAGCUGGCCUAAAAAACGUCUUUUAAAAAAAAUAUUCCUGAGAAAGAAAUUUAUUUUUUUUUUUAAAUACAUUUUUGAAAAUUAGGAAUCGAUUCUGAAUCUGAAUAAAUGAGAAUUGCAAUUUUGAUGUGAAUCUAAUUUUUUUCAGCACAAAUCUUUUUAAACAAAAGUUUAUUUCUGUUGCUUUAUGCCAACAUUAAAUGCAAAAUAUACCUGUCACAUAAAAAGUACUUUCAUUUAGCGGUCCUAACUUGGAGUUAACAUGUAUGUGUAACAGCUAUAUGACUAUUGCUCAGUCAGCAAAACCAUUUAGUUCAGGGGUCUCAAACUGGAGUCCUGCAGGGCCAUAUUUUGUGGCCCUCCACUUAACUUUGUGGUCCGGCGUCAUUGCGGCUCGUGCACUGAAUAGUUAUAUAUAGUGGCAAUCUUGUACCCCACUAAACACUACAAACACGCAUUGGGCAUCACAAAGAGCAACUUGCACGAAGCAAGCUAAAGUGUCUCUGACCAUCUCCUGGGGAACACAACUAUGUCAAAAUAUAUCAUUUGUACCUUAGAAGUAGAAGUCAUUAACAAAUGUAGUCAUGUGUUUAAAAAGUGAUUCUAAAGUGAAUACUAGAUGCAGCCCGACCUCAUCCAGACUAACUUCAGCAGCCUCACAGGUCAAAUUGAGUUCGAGACCCCUGAUUUAGCCAAAUAGAAAAGUUGUUGUCGUUGUCUGUGUAACUGUGCGUAAACCUGCUAAUGCUGCAAACCAGGUCGUAACUUCCUGUUCCUCACGAACAACCAAUCAUGCACCUUCUUCUUCUUUGGAUUGAUUGCCGUGCAACAUCAGUGUUCCUUGCUGCCAUUGGCUGCCAAAAAAUACAUCGGUAAUAUUUCAAAAUUAAAUAUCAAUUUUAUUUCGAGUAUACAGUAUAUUCAAGUAAAAGUCGAGCCCCGCAGAAGAAGUAAAGGAGAACAAAUUAAUGGGAAACCACAUACAUGUUAUUUAUUAUGCAUUCUAACUCGUAAUUAAACGCCAAAUGAAAGUCAGCUGACAAUGGAAGUCAUGGGCUUCCCGCCUAUAAAGUGCUCUAAAAAACAUCCAAAAGCCUCCAUCAAUGUUCUAUAUGCACACUGUAAAUAUUAAGUUAAAGUUAAAGUACCAAUGAUUGUCACACACACACUAGGUGUGGCGAAAUGUGUCCUCUGCAUUUGACCCAUCCCCUUGUUCACCCCCUGGGAGGUGAGGGGAGCAGUGGGCAGCAGCGGUGCCGCGCCCGGAAAUCAUUUUUGGUGAUUUAACCCCCAAUUCCAACCCUUGAUGCUGAGUGCCAAGCAGGGAGGUAAUGGGUCCCAUUUUUAUAGUCUUCGGUAUGACUCGGCCGGGGUUUGAACUCACAACCUACCGAUCUCAGGGCGGACACUCUAACCACUAGGCCAUGUAAUGUAGUAUCCGUCACAUUCACAAUAACAUGUCAUCUUUACGUAUUUUGCUCAUUUUAAGCAUAGAGGCGCAUUAGUUUCAGACGCAUCAUUAAGUUUGCUAUUUCCUCCAACAAUAACUAAUACUACUAACCAUGACAGACUUCACAAGAGACAAUGCUAUGCCUCUACUCUUCAGGGCGCAGCCUCCGGUCUUCAGGCCAGGGUCUUCUAAAGAUCCCAGAAACUCGUUUUAAAACCGGUGGAAACCUGGCAUUUCAGACUAUAGCUCCCAGACUCUGCAACAAUUUGCACCAGUCUCUUCGUGAUCUGGACUUUGUUAAAACUUUUAAGAAACAUUUGAAAACUUCUCUUUUUAGUAAAGCUUUUAGUUAAUGCACCUUUUAACUAUAAUUUUUAAUCCACUUCAUAUCCUUUUUAUGAUGUUGCCCCUGUUGUUUUAAUUGAAUUGUUGUUUUACUUCACCUAUGUUUUGUACAGCGCUUUGUGAUUUUAUCUGUGAAAAGCGCUUAAUAAAUAAAAUGUACUUACUUACAACAAUGACUACUUCGGAACAAAUAGAUGAACGGAACUUUAUUAUCAUUGCACUUAAAAAGUACAAUGAAAUUACAUUUCUAGUACAAACUGGGGUGGUUUCAAAGAAAAAUUAAUCCUGAAAAAGGAGAAAACAAAUGUCUUUUUGUGUCAUUCUCACCAUCUACGGGUCUAACAUUAACAACAAUGUUGACAAAUCUCUCGAUUUAUGGCCACAGCCUUCAAUUAUACAAGUGAUUUAUAAUCUAGAAUGAACUUUCGCCAACUUGGAGGCGAUACAGCAGCUCAGUGUAGCUUACGCCGCUAAAAAGUAUAGUUCCUCAGCGUUUGUGCUUAUAACAAUAUCACUCACACUUUUAAUUAACUAAUAUUCAGGUUAGAGGAUAUAAAUGGAUUGUUGUUGGCGGUUUUUGGAUGUUUUUUAGAGGGUUUAUGAGCACAAUGGAUUAGUUCCAUUAGUUGCAAAAUUCCAAAAAAAGGUGCAGUUCCUCUUGAAGUACUGUAAGAAUAUAUUUAUACUGUUAUUUAAUAGACAGUAUUUUCCAUCAAGAAAUGUCCCCCUGAACACAAUAAUAAUUCACAUAUUUGCUCAGCUGCAACUUGAUUUUUUAACACUUGCUGCAUUUGCCUUGAUGUGAUUUCAAACUGUGCAGUCAACCUGAUUUGUGUUUUUUCUGUGCAAAAAAGAUGCUGUGAUGUGUGUGCACUACUGUACGUCAACUUGUCUAUCACAUGAUUUAGUGUGAGUCCAUCUUGCGCAGCACACCUUCUUCUGUUUGCAAACAUUCAUGUGACUCUUUAUUGCACUGUAAUCUAAUAAAAAAAAUAUAUAUUUGCGUUUUGAGCAUUGAGUACGUUUUUGUCCACAUGG